AUGUGGUGCCUCUUGUUCAUUGCUCUUCUCGCGACGGUCCAGGCCGAGGAAGAUGGUGACAUCUUCGCUGUGCUGAUCGCAGGGAUAGAUGAAAUGUGGGCCGAAGCAUCCGUAUGUCACACUUAUCACUCGCUGAGAAACCACGGUGUUAAGGAGGAAAAUAUCAUUGUAUUCCUGCUUGAUAAAGGUAAAAAUUACUCUGGGUAAGUGAUUUCAACGCCGUCGAAGGAAAAGUCGAACUUUAUCGCAGCUUGAGGUCCAUGCCUCUUUACCGAUACCACCAAGGUCACUUAAAAGUCGAAAAAACUACUCCAAAAAUUUUUUUGCCGUUUCUUGUUGUAGCAAUUAAUUGGCAAUAGUUCAAGAUAAUCACAUAGAUUGUAAAACCUCUAUAGGAUAAAAAAAUUCGACACAAUCCAACUUUUUGGCUAGGUUGGUACCUGUUGGGCUGUUCCAGUCAUCCGACAAGACGUUUUAAUUUCACUCAUACUAGUCGCGCCAUAAAGUCCGUAGAAUUUUUUUCGCGGACGUCGCGGGUGCCAUCGCCGAAAAAUUCAUGUCGCUAGUGCAAAAACUUUUUGCCACCUCUAAUUUGGGCAUAUUCCCCGUCCGAACCCUACUUCCAAGCUGUAAAAGCGACGUUCAAAUGUUGUCGUUUUGGUCAUUCAGAAAUCCGCAUUUCCAGCAACCCUUGGCCCGGUGAGCUCCACACUUAUCCAGACAGCCCGGAUUACCGUGUCGGCUGCAAAAUCGAUUACACUGGAAAUGACACCAAUUUAGCGGCGUUUUUGGAUGUUUUGAGACAAAACCAAACAAGCCCCCGACCUGUUCUGCGUAGCACCUCGAAGGACAAUGUUCUCAUUUUCCAUGCCAGCCAUGGCUGGUGGGGCGGUUACCAAAUGCCGGGGGGAGGGAUGGAUGUUGCUCAUUUGCAAAAGACUCUGACGUACAUGCAUGAACAAGGGUUUUAUAAAGAACUGGUGUUCGUUUUGGAUAGCUGCAACUCCGGCUCUCUUUUCUUCGAGUGGUUGACGCCAAAGUACAACAUUUUGGCCUUAACCGCGGCACCACACGACCACGUGGCAUAUAUAAAAGGUAGGACUAAAAAAUGACGGAAUGUUGGUGGUCAUAAGGCGCAUUUUGCUAAUGCGAGGAUAAACGAUUGGUUAACAAUAGUUUUAACGGGUCAGAGAGGCUCGUGAGUCGCAGGACAUAACUUUAGAUUUUGGUGGCUUGGCACAAAUUUAGAAUAUUUUUUUCUAAAAUAUUUGCGAGAACCCUAGGUCGCGCUUUGCAGAAACAACCUAGAUUUUUAGAUCGAAAGUCGGUGAAAAUUUGGCACUUUUUGGCACCAAAAGUUUCGUGCUUAUUUCUAAAACUAGCAAAGUUGUGGCCAAAAAGUGUAUUUUCUCUCUUUAGCAUACUCUCUCGUCGGCAAAGAUCGUUCAAUAUCUCGACGGCACUUCCAAAGCGCGAGCCAAAACUUUUAGAAAUUGAUUCAUGACCGACGCACGCCAACCCAAAAUAGGACUACUAAAAUGUGUUGAAUUUCGUCCAAACGAAGUUUUGCACGCACGUCGCGACGUGUGUGCAAAAUUUAAAGAAAGUCUGAGCGUCGCACUUGGGGUCCUUCCCUUGUAAGUGGAUUGAAUUUUGACCCUGUAGGGCCAAGUUGGUAAAAAUAUGCCGAUGGGUUCUCAAGUCUCUCGCGAACCUUGUCUUAACCCUUUUCUCACUGCUUGACAUUUAUGUUUUAGGAUUCUACGUUCCCAAAAUUCACAAAUCGAUUGGCCUGGUUGGGAGCCUCUCGUAUUGGUGGCAAGACACCUUGGAUCACAAAGACAUCUCCAACACGACCAUGCGGAAAAUGUAUUGGGACAUCUAUCAUCGAAACAACUUCGUCAGGUACUACGGUGAUCUGGAUAUUCUGAGCCGGACGGUCGACCAAUUCCAUGGACGGGAAAACCCACAUCCGACCUUGAGGGGCUCUCGCAAGGUAAGAUUUGUGUGUGGUACACGUAAGAGUUUGAUUGUAGAAAGCUUCGCCCAGUCACUCGAUUAAAAUGUGCGACGCAUGA
Bursaphelenchus xylophilus (pine wood nematode) is the source of this 2078-nucleotide messenger RNA. The record is from the annotation of a GenBank genome assembly. NCBI's taxonomy places the organism in Eukaryota, Metazoa, Nematoda, Chromadorea, Rhabditida, Aphelenchoididae.